AUGGCAAAUGUCCUUGUUCCUCGCAAACAAAGACAUGCCAAUGUAAACCAAACUGUGAAUGUGGUGCUCGGUGUACAUGUCGUACCCUUUUUCGCUAACUAUGGUUUCCACCCAAGGUUGCCUGGUUUUACCAACCCCAUACUUGACCACUCGCAGAAUAAUGAAGAGCAGCAAACCCCUAGUACCUCACAAUCCAACUUAGACUAUCACUUGCAAGCACUACAAAAUAUUAUGGUUUCAAUACAAACAAAUAUGGUUGAUGCUCAAGACCGCCAAUCUAUUCACUUUAAUGAACACCAUCGGGUUACAAACUUCAAGGUUGGCGACCCAGUACUGGUUCAUAAGGAUGCCUACAACAAUAAACCUUUUACCAAAUUCCACCACUUGUGGUAUGGUCCCUUCAAGAUUAUUGAAACAUUGGGUGACCAAACCUACAGACUAAACUCUCAGCUUGGUAAUCGUCGUACCAACACCUUCCACGUUCGAAGACUCAAGUUGUAUAACCACCGUCAAGAUAAUGCCUAUAAUGUUCCACAUACUGACUAUAAAAGUAAAUUACAUCUCAUCGAACGUGUUGUUCGUAUAUUCCGUAAUAGUACGUGUGAAGUCCAAUGGUCAAAUGCCGAAACAUGGGAUACUAGCAUCAUUCCACUCCACAUCAUUUUCAACUCUGAAUACCGUCACCUACUCGAUCCAUAUUAUAAUCCAUCCACACAAGAAAUUACCGUCACAUCCUCUUAA
Messenger RNA from Naumovozyma dairenensis CBS 421, 741 nucleotides. RefSeq lists its product as uncharacterized. The record is from RefSeq and is a predicted model, not a curated record. The coding region runs from base 1 to 741 and encodes 246 amino acids. NCBI's taxonomy places the organism in Eukaryota, Fungi, Ascomycota, Saccharomycetes, Saccharomycetales, Saccharomycetaceae. The transcript has a single exon.